GGGCGGUGGGACACUUGGAGCACGUGCCGCAGAGCUCAGCUUUGCUGCAACUUCACUUUUUUUUAAAAAAUCUGCUUUUCCUUUAUUGCUGCUGAAACCGUAGCAAACAGAAACCAUGGAAAGCCACCGGGAUGUUUUGAGGGCAGCAAGCGCCUAGCUAUCACAAAAACAGCUGGAUUUUGGGACACUCGCUAAGGAGAUGGAAGACAAGAAAACCAUCCAUCCCAACUCGCAGAAAACUGCACAAACACACAAGGAAGCCACGGGGAAUAAACCUGAACCUAGCGCUUCCUCGAGUUCCAGCAACUUUUGGCCCCCAAACGAAGAGAGUUUAAUCCGACUCUUGGUUGAUUUAGUCACCACGGCUGCGUCUACGGCUCAGAAGGCAAGAGAGAGUGAGAACAAAGCACAGCUAGCGUUUAAAUACUCAGAAGAGGUCCUCUCUUUCGCCAGUGAUGUGACAGAUCAUGCACAGAGGACUCUGCUGACAGCCAAAGCCCUGUCAGACAAGCUGCUGAAACACACCUCCUACCUGGAUUACCAACAGGUCUUCUGCUCUGUGCCCAACCUCUCCACCGAUUACACCACCUUCCUCAAGGUCCUGCAAGCCUCCAAAGCGGGCGACGAGAAAGGGAACACACAGCUGUGCCCCAAGAAGGGAAAAGGAGGAUCCAGACAUUCCCGAAGUGAAUCCAGGAGGAGAGACAGGGUUUGCGGGGUCCAGUGUGAAUGCGCUCACAGGGAUAGUGAGAGUCACUCUCAAAAGCGAUCGCAAUGCUUGGCCAGGCUGGGAGACAACUACGAGGGGACGAUAGAGGCGGAUGAUGAGAACACAGAUGAUGAAGACUGCAAACUGGGGAAAGACACGCACCAUCGCAAGUGCCAAUCGGACAUGGGCGCUCGGAAAACCUCUUCCCAUCAUAAGCAAGUGGAGACAGUCAGGAAGGAAGAGCACAUGGGAGGUGCCUAUGUCCUACACAGGCGCAGAUCCCCCUCGGACGGGCUGGCCGGUAUGGCGUCUCCCCUGCUCACAGAGGAUGAACUCACCACCAUCAGACCACCUCUCAGCCGCCAGGGCUCCUCCAAACUCAUCUACAAGGUGAUACGCCGAGACAAAGCCCAAGAGAAUUCAGACAGCGAUAUCGAACAUCUGGAGGAACCACCAACAUCUGCCCAGAUGCUCUCUCCAGAAAACAACAACGCAGCUUUAAACGCUCCUGUUAAGGCUUAGCAGCAAGACAGUGAUAAAAAGACCGAAACACAUCCUAUCGAAAUAAAACCUUAUUCUUACAUUACCGUUUUCAUUAGUUUCAUUCUGCUGGAGGUAAAAUGCCAUUUUACGCUGAACUGUAUCCAAUUCUACCUACCAUUGAUGCACAGUGUAACUUGAUGCACUAAACACAGGAAGGUGCAGGCUCGUGCGCCCCAUACAGAGGUGAUGCAACCGACACAGGAGACUUAUUGAAGCCAGGUGGAUAUUUUUACAUUUGAGGAGAGACUGAGAGAAGGGAGCAGCUGAUGGGAGAGCGAUGCCAGCAGAGGAAAAAGGGAGACGGAGACAACUGAAGAGGCUGUGUACUUGAUUCAGGCCAAAAAAAAGUCUACUUGGUUUGCCCUGUGCUGGUGGGAUUAACAUCAUCCUUUCCAUGUUGCUUGAUUUCCCUGCACUGUCUUGCUUUGCACUGGAGGCCCUAGAAGCAUUACAUUUGUGGGUAAGGUCACUAUGAAAUGAACAUUUGUGCUACGGGUGUUAAGUUUCUAGCUAAAAGCACUCAUAAUCAUGUAAUUCUUGUUUCUCUCAUCGCUGUAUAAAAUUGUGUCCAGUGUUGUUGCUGCUGUAAUUGUAGAUCUAAACUCUUGUUUGAGCAGAUUUGUUUUCUUCUGCUUUGUAUACGCGAUUGUUGAAUUUCACUUGGAGCAG
Callorhinchus milii (elephant shark) is the source of this 1921-nucleotide messenger RNA. RefSeq lists its product as uncharacterized. The transcript has 2 exons. Lineage: Eukaryota; Metazoa; Chordata; Chondrichthyes; Chimaeriformes; Callorhinchidae. The coding region runs from base 200 to 1231 and encodes 343 amino acids. The record is from RefSeq and is a predicted model, not a curated record.